AUGUUGCUGCUAAUCGCAUUAAUUUCUAUUUGGACUGCCGAGGCAUUUCGAUCUGCUACCCCGAUUAACAUAGAUCGAUGCCGAGAUCAUGAAUGGAUACAUCGAGACUAUAUUGUUUAUACCUGUGCCGUGGAUGGAGAUGUCCGGACGAUAAAACCAUUUGCUUGCGAUCCUACCCGAGGAGCAAGCACCCAUUUAUUCCUCGCCCCUUUGGCUGUGAAUCGCACCAAAUAUCAUGAUAGUUUUAUUUAUGAAUGUAAACAGAACGAGACCGAUGGCAGCAUUUUAUUCCAUGCUAUAUCUUGCUACCCAGGCAAUGGGGUUCAUUUGAUGAAGCCUGGAGAAGUGGCAGCGGCUAAGCGUGGUGGAACGUAUUUUUGUUAUAAGGAUUUGGAUGGCAUUUUGAGGCUACGUUAUGAACGUCCUAUCCACAACCAUUGUGACAAUGGAGAUCCAACCGAUAUCGCAUGCAAAAUGGGAACUGCCGAGACGGUUUAUAACUCCGAGUACAGCCACGGCCGCCCGUUCACCAUCGAUGUCUCUACCAAUGUGCCAAAGGGUCCGACAGUUCUUGGAAGAAUAGCCAGAAACCGCGUAAACGGGACAAAGGCCGUGCCGAGAGGGUUUCUAGUGAAGGCGAUAGCGAACAAGAUUAGUUUGGAUCAAUUUUUGGAAUCGGAUCGAAUUGGCUAUGCAAAAAAU
Messenger RNA from Mesorhabditis spiculigera, 702 nucleotides. The record is from the annotation of a GenBank genome assembly. Lineage: Eukaryota; Metazoa; Nematoda; Chromadorea; Rhabditida; Rhabditidae.